Molecule: messenger RNA, 923 nt
Organism: Leptidea sinapis
Lineage: Eukaryota; Metazoa; Arthropoda; Insecta; Lepidoptera; Pieridae
Product: trypsin CFT-1-like
Exons: 4
Coding region: 68-856 (262 amino acids)
Biological process (GO): proteolysis
Molecular function (GO): serine-type endopeptidase activity
Source: RefSeq, a predicted model, not a curated record
UACAAUUAGAUAUAAGAGCCAUGAUUGGUAUCAAUUAAUUAGUAAUAGUGCUUAUAACUUCAAGAAGAUGCGUUCUGUGUGUAUUCUUGUAGCAAUAUGUUUUGCCAGCGUAGCAGCUGUUCCAGCUGCAGAUAUAAGUGGAAGGCUUGCAGGGGGUUCACUCGCAACUGUGAAUCAGUACCCAUUUAUAGCUUCUAUGUUAUAUUCUAGAAACGGAGUCUCAUACGUACAGUCAUGUGCUGGUUCCAUUAUUACCAAUAGAGCUAUAUUAUCAUCUGCGUCAUGCUACUUCGGUGAUGCCAACAAUAAUUGGAGAAUUAAAGUUGGUUCUUCUUAUGCAAACAGCGGUGGAAUUAUACACUAUAUAAACUCGAUAUUUAUCAAUGCUGCUUACAACAGUUUCACUCGAGACGGUGAUAUGGCAAUUGUAAGAUCAAACAGCGUAUUCACGUAUACAGCUGCUGUCAACUUUGUAAGGAUUGCGAGUCCCACAUAUAACUUGCCCGACCAAUCAGCUGUUUGGGCUUUAGGAUGGGGACGUACCUCUCCUUCCGGUGCCGCUUCAGAGCAGCUAAGAUACACUCAAAUAUGGACCGUCAAUACAAACGUAUGUAGAAAUAUAUACAGGGGAGUUGGCUUUACAGUAACUGACAAUAUGAUUUGUACUGGAUGGUUGAAUAAUGGAGGUCGCGGACAAUGUGAUGGAGAUAAUGGUGGUCCUCUCAUCCACAACACAGCUGCCGCCGGACUUGCAUUAGUUGGAGUGUUCUCCUGGGGACAAUGCGGGAGUCCUGUAUAUCCCGAUAUCAACACCAGGGUGUCCAGAUACGCCCAAUGGAUCGCUAAUAACGCUUAGCCCGACUGAUGUACUUUGAUUGACGAUAUAAUGUUAUUCUUAAAUAAAUAAGUUUGUUUAAAAUAAA